Naegleria gruberi is the source of this 978-nucleotide messenger RNA. RefSeq lists its product as uncharacterized. The record is from RefSeq and is a predicted model, not a curated record. Lineage: Eukaryota; Heterolobosea; Eutetramitea; Acrasida; Naegleriidae. Gene Ontology annotation, molecular function: protein binding. The transcript has a single exon. Bases 1 to 978 code for a protein of 325 amino acids.
AUGCUCUCCUCAUCAUUUAAUAACAUGGAGCGUAUGCUUGAUGAUAAUCAUAAUAACCUGAUACAAACAGGAGAUAUGAUCACUAUUCAUGUGGACAAUAACAUAUCAAAACCAGCAACAUCAACAGAAGGACCUUCGGGAAGUUGUGAGUAUUUGACUGGUAAAUUUUCAAAGAGGGCCACUACACCUUCGUACUACCAUCUAUUGUACAAUGAUGCUCCAGUCUGUCCACCCGACUUUAUUAUCAAUAUUAAAUUAAUAGAUAUGAAUAUGACUAUUGUAUCUAUCAAGGUACACAAAGUAUUUUUGGCUUUGGAAUCAUUGUAUUUUAGAACUUUGCUCAAUUCGGAAUUUACAGAGAGUACUAAUUCCGUUGUAGAAUUUGAAUUAACUUCUGUAGAAAAGGAUAUAUUCGAGCAAAUUAUUUUGAGAUAUAUUUAUGGUGAGAGAACUUUGGAUAUUGACAAAGGCUUACCAUAUGCCUGUACAUUAUGUCUUGCUCACUAUUUGCAAAUUUCUCCUCUGGAAUGCCAACUUUUGCAACAAAUGACAAAAACAUCAAAGUAUACCGAACAACAUUUAUUGUAUUAUUCACAACUUCGUGAUCACUCCAUGUUGGCUGUUAAUUCUUCCUUCCUUUCACAAUCACUGACUGCUUUCGGAAAAGACAUUUCAAAGAAACGUGAUGAAGUUAUGAAUUUACCAGUGGAAUUUUUCUUGUGGCUUGUUUCGUUGGACAAUCUGAACGUUAGUAAUGAGGAUGAAGUUUUUGAUCUCAUUCAAGAGUACAUUAUCAGAAAUGAAAAGUCCAUCAGACAAAAUAAUCCAGAAGGAUUUGAUCAAAAACCUGAUAUUAUUGAACAAGUUUGGUCAAAUGUGAGAGUUUGCUUCCUUUCCGAAACCAAAUUGUUGAGCUUUAUGGAUCAACCAUCUAUUUCUACAGAUCUCAAAAUAUCAAUGCGAGAAAGAAGACAGUGA